Molecule: messenger RNA, 1875 nt
Organism: Funneliformis geosporum
Lineage: Eukaryota; Fungi; Glomeromycota; Glomeromycetes; Glomerales; Glomeraceae
Source: the annotation of a GenBank genome assembly
AUGGAUGAAAAUUUUCAAUUUGAUCAAGUAUCUAUUGUUGCUUCUUGUCUUGGAGGUUUUAUCAUAUUUUUCGGUCUCGUGUCAUUUUUUGUUAAAGAACGUUUGUAUUUAUCGGAAGCUCUUGUCUCCGUGAUAGUUGGAAUAAUACUCGGUCCUAAUGUUUUAAAUUUGCUUAAUCCAGCGAAUUGGGGUUCCAUAGAUGAAAUUUCUCAUGAUUUUUUACGCAUUGUUAUUGCUGUUCAAGUAAUGAUCUCUGGGGUUGCAUUACCAAGAGCAUACCCUAUCAAAGAGUGGAAAACAUUAAUUAUUUUAUAUUUCCCAGUAAUGUCAUACAUGUGGAUUGUCAGUGGUUUAUUGGUCCGGUGGUUUAUUCCAAGUAUACAUUUUCUUGAAGCUUUAGCGAUAGCAGCAUGUAUAACACCAACUGACCCUAUUUUGGCUAACUCGGUAGUCAAAGGUCGCUUUGCAGAAAAGCACGUGCCUCCUCAUGUGCGCAAUAUAUUGUCCGCCGAAAGUGCUUCAAAUGAUGGUCUUGCAUAUCCAUUGUUGUACAUUGCGAUUUAUCUUAUGGAAGAAUCUUCGGUUGGCGACGCGAUGAAAAAAUGGAUCUUAUAUUCUUGGUUGUACCAAGUUAUAUUAAGUUGUGCUAUUGGAAUAGUUGCUGGUUAUGCUGCAAGAAAGCUGUUAUAUUUUGCUGAAAGCCGCCGGCUGAUUGAUAAGGAAUCUUUUCUUGUAUUUGCCAUUGCAUUGGCUUUAUUUUUGACGGGAAUUGUGUCCAUUAUUGGUAGUAAUGAUUUACUUGCUUGCUUUACAGCUGGUACGUCCUUUACAUGGGAUGAUUGGUUUCGUAAAGAGACUGAAGAAGCUCAUUUGCAGGAAGUUAUCGAUAUGUUACUCAACCUUGCUGUUUAUGUGUAUGUUGGUGCUACGAUUCCCUGGUCGGAAUUCACUAAUGAUGAAGCUGGAAUUCAAGUUUGGAAAUUAAUUCUUUGUGCCAUAUUGAUUUUAAUAUUUCGUCGCCUUCCAAUUAUCUUAGCUUUAAUGAAAUUUAUGCCUGCGAUAAAAACAUAUCGUGAAGGGUGGUUCGGCCCUAUAGGUAUAGGCGCUAUAUAUUAUAUCACUGUCAUUAAGAAAGAAUUAAGUUCGGAUAUAACAAAUCCUUUAUACGUUGCUGUUGAACCUGUCGUUUAUUUUGUCGUGAUAAGCUCUAUAUUAGUCCAUGGUAUUACAAUUCCUUUGGUCAAGAUAUCAAAAAGAAUAAACACACGAACAUUGACAACAGGAACGUUAAAUAAUCAAGUAUCUCGAUUACCAUUAAUACGAAUUGGAACAGAUCUUAUUUUUCGCCCAAAAACGGAUAAAGAAAAAAAACCACAAUCACCUGAAGAAUCUGAAAAUAAUUCAACAACAACAACAGUUGAAUUUGAUUCACAAGCCGAAGCACAAAUAGGUGAAUCUUGUAUGACUUCAUCAACAAGAUAUGAAGAAAAUCGUAAAGAAGAAGAGGAGGGAGAAGAAUGGCAUCAUCAUCUUAAAAUUGAUAUACCACAAAAUUUACGGGAAAAAUUUAAACGAAGGCAUGUUACUGAUUUGGGUAAAUCAGGUACAUACAGUUCUAGGUAUGCAAUAUGGGAUGAAGGUGAUUCUUAUAUUAUUGAAAAUUAUGAUGGUGAAGAUAUACAUAUUAUACCAUCGACGCAUACCAACUCAACGCAAGAACAAAAUAAAAGUUAUUUCUUUAGAAGAGGUACAGGAUCAACCAAUGAAUCACCGCAAAAGUCUUCACCUAAUCAAGAACAUGCUGACGAAUCGAUUACAAAUGAAUUUAAUGAAUCUAUUGAAUCGAUUAAAUCUGAAAAAGAUCCCAAAAAUUAA